GUGGGCUUCGACCUGAGCCGCGGCGAGGGGCUGUACCUGCCGCACGGGCUGGCGCGGGGCGCGCCCCUGGAGCUGCACCCGGGGCACCUGCGCGUGGUCGCCACGCCCGGCCACACGAGGGCGCACGUGAGCCUGGUGGCAACGGGGACGGCGGCGGGGACGGUGGCGGUGGCGGGAGACGCGUUCGAGCACGGCGAGGAUGAGGAGGAGUGGGAGGCGCUGAGCGAGGAGCCGGAGGCGCAGAGGAAGAGCAGGGAGGGGUUGGCGGGAGUGGCGGACGUGAUCGUGCCGGGGCACGGGGAGCCCUUCAGGGUGGUCAGGGAGUGGGGGCGGAGGCAGCAGCAGGAGGAGGAGGAGGAGGAAGGCAGCGACAGUGGCCAGGACAAGCAGAAGAAGGACAAGGAGGAGGAGGAAGAUGAAGGUGCCAACUGCUGUAAAGCACGACUGUCGUAA
Messenger RNA from Camarhynchus parvulus, 453 nucleotides. Its product is annotated as metallo-beta-lactamase domain-containing protein 1-like. NCBI's taxonomy places the organism in Eukaryota, Metazoa, Chordata, Aves, Passeriformes, Thraupidae. The record is from RefSeq and is a predicted model, not a curated record. The annotation marks the transcript as partial. The transcript is spliced from 2 exons.